Sphenostylis stenocarpa is the source of this 810-nucleotide messenger RNA. NCBI's taxonomy places the organism in Eukaryota, Viridiplantae, Streptophyta, Magnoliopsida, Fabales, Fabaceae. The record is from the annotation of a GenBank genome assembly.
AUGAUGGCCCUCAAUUCAUUGUUACCACUUUCAGUUAAUGCUCUUCACGUAUCUUCAAGCUCAACUUCCAAGAUUUCGCUUUCUCGUUCAAAGCCCUUUGCCGUUGCCUGCCAAAUGAACUCAAACAGAGAUAGUGAAGUGGUUGCCAAUGCAGAAUCCAGGAAAUGGGGGAAAGUGGUUUCGGCCACGGUGGCGGCUGCCGUUAUUGCCUUCAGCUCUGACAUGUCUGCCCUUGCUGAUCUCAACAAAUUUGAGGCUGAAAUGAGGGGUGAAUUCGGGAUAGGAUCGGCUGCGCAAUUUGGCUCUGCAGAUCUCAGGAAAGCAGUGCAUGUGAAUGAAAAUUUCAGAAGAGCCAAUUUCACAGCUGCUGAUAUGAGAGAAUCUGACUUUAGCGGUUCAACUUUCAAUGGUGCAUACCUUGAGAAAGCUGUUGCAUACAAGGCAAAUUUUUCAGGUGCCGAUUUAAGUGAUACAUUGAUGGAUCGCAUGGUUUUAAAUGAAGCCAAUCUCACUAAUGCCAUUCUCCUUAGAACAGUCCUCACACGGAGUGACCUUGGGGGUGCCAUCAUCGAAGGUGCUGACUUUAGUGAUGCUGUCUUGGACCUUCCCCAAAAGCAGGCUUUAUGCAAGUAUGCUAGUGGCACAAAUCCUGUGACAGGAGUGAGCACAAGAGUAAGCUUAGGUUGUGGGAACAAACGACGAAAUGCUUAUGGCUCCCCAUCAUCUACCCUUUUAAGUGCUCCACCACAGAAACUGCUUGACCGAGAUGGUUUCUGUGAUGAAGCAACAGGACUUUGCGAUGCAAAGUAG